Molecule: messenger RNA, 2133 nt
Organism: Metarhizium album ARSEF 1941
Lineage: Eukaryota; Fungi; Ascomycota; Sordariomycetes; Hypocreales; Clavicipitaceae
Product: pre-mRNA splicing factor SYF1
Exons: 1
Coding region: 1-2133 (710 amino acids)
Biological process (GO): generation of catalytic spliceosome for first transesterification step; mRNA splicing, via spliceosome
Cellular component (GO): U2-type catalytic step 2 spliceosome; Prp19 complex; post-mRNA release spliceosomal complex
Molecular function (GO): protein binding
Source: RefSeq, a predicted model, not a curated record
AUGCCCCGAAUGUGGGAAAUGUACCUUCAAUUUCUCACCAAACAACCAGCCAUCACUCUCGUUAGGCGAACUUUUGACCGCGCCCUAAGGGCGCUACCACUCACCCAACAUAACCGAAUUUGGGCCUUGUAUGUGCCCUUCUCAAAUGCUGCGUCGGGCGACACUGCAGUCAAAGUUUGGCGGCGAUAUGUUCAGGUGCAUCCUGAAGAGGUGGAGAAUUUCAUUGAACUUCUCAUCCAAUCGGGUUCGUACACCGAAGCUGCAAUAAGCUAUGUCAACCUUCUGAACAAUGUCCGAUUCACGAGCAAGGCUGGGAAGGGCCACUACGAGAUAUGGAGUGCAAUGGUCGAUCUUAUUGUACACCAUGCCCCAGAGAUAGAAGCAGACUAUGAAUCGGGCAUCGACCUUGAAAGUAUUAUCAGAAGCGGAAUCGCUCGUUUCCCAGAUCAGAGGGGCAAGCUUUGGGUAGGUCUAGCCACCUUCUGGAUCCGAAGAGGAAGUUUUGAACGAGCACGAGAUGCUUUCGAGCAGGGCAUCACAACUGUCAUGACAGUCCGCGACUUCGCGUUGAUAUUCGAGUCGUAUGCCGAAUUCGAAGAGUCCAUUAUCAAAGCGCUUAUGGAAAGCGCAACGAAUCGGGCCGACCUUGGAAUAGAAGAUGAGAAUGCAGACUUUGAACUGGACGUGCGAAUGAUGCGGUUCGAACAUUUGAUGGACCGACGGCCUUUUUUAGUUAACGAUGUGCUUCUUCGUCAAAACCCGAAUCUUGUCUCAGAAUGGGAGAAACGAGUGGUUCUAUGGGGGAAUAACAAACAAGAAGUCGUGCGCACAUAUGCAAAUGCUAUUGCUUCUAUACACCCCAAACGGGCCGUUGGAUCGUUUUACAAACUCUGGGCGAACUAUGCACGUUUCUAUGAGCAAGGAGGAGAUUUGAGAAACGCGCGCAUAAUCAUGGAAAAGGCAGUCAAGGUCCCCUUCAAGUCUGUGGCAGAGUUGGCUGACAUGUGGAUUGAGUGGGCAGAAAUGGAGCUUCGGAAUGAAAAGUUCGAUGAAGCCGUUCUGAUCAUGUCAAAAGCUGUCCAAGCCCCUAAGCGGUCCCCGGUCGACUACUUUGACGAAGCACUCUCAGCGCAACAGAGAGUCCAUAAAAGCUGGAAACUUUGGAGUUUCUACGUGGAUCUCGUAGAAAGUGUUUCUACUUUGAGCGAAGUAAAACGAGUCUACGAACGCAUUUUUGAACUUCGAAUCGCAACACCGCAAACGGUUGUCAACUACGCGACUCUUCUAGAGGAGCACAAGUAUUACGAAGAGUCUUUUAAGAUUUAUGAGCGGGGCUUGGACUUAUUCAGCUACCCAGUAGCCUUCGAGUUGUGGAAUCUAUACCUUACCAAAGCAGUAGACCGGAAAAUUGGUAUUGAGCGGCUUCGAGAUCUCUUCGAGCAAGCCGUCGAAGACUGUCCCCCAAAGUUUGCCAAGACCAUUUACUUGAUGUAUGGGAACUUGGAAGAGGAGCGAGGCCUGGCACGACAUGCCAUGCGGAUAUAUGAGAGAGCCACGAGGGCGGUCGGCGAUGAGGACCGCGCAGAUAUGUUCAAUUUUUACAUUACCAAGUCAGCUUCCAAUUUCGGACUGUCAUCUACUCGGCCCAUCUAUGAACGAGCCAUCUCAGCAUUGCCAGAUAUCGAAGCUAAGGAGAUGUGCCUAAAAUUUGCGGACAUGGAGAAGCGAUUGGGCGAGAUUGACAGAGCGCGUGCAAUUUAUGGGCAUGCAUCACAAUUUUGCGACCCACGAACAAAUGUCGACUUCUGGACGAGGUGGGAACAAUUUGAGGUCCAACAUGGAAAUGAAGAUACAUUCAAGGAGAUGCUGCGCAUCAAGAGGAGCGUCCAAGCGCAGUACAAUACCGAUGUCAACUUCAUCGCGUCACAGGCCCUUGCCCGGAGUCAACAGAGUGCAGAUCACCAUAGUCAACACAUCAGUGCUACUGCCGAAGUCACCGCCGAAGUCACCAAGCAAUCAUCAGCUAUGCAUGGCUUCGUGGCAGCGAGUGACGGGCCUCCAGCAGGCGUGACUGAUCAACAAGACCCACCCGCAAAUCCAGAUGCGAUUGAUAUAGAUGGCCUCGAUGACUAA